Molecule: messenger RNA, 1809 nt
Organism: Fusarium venenatum
Lineage: Eukaryota; Fungi; Ascomycota; Sordariomycetes; Hypocreales; Nectriaceae
Source: RefSeq, a predicted model, not a curated record
AUGCUUCUAUCAACAUUCCUUUCGGUGUCGACCUUGGCUGGCCUGGCGGCAGCCUCACCACCUUUUUUUCGAAGAAACCCACCACCCGCUGAGGCAGUUUGCGAGCCUGUCACCGAGACAGUGCACCUCCCUGCUGAGACAGUUCACGAGACGGAGACAGUUCAUCUACCUGCCGAGACGGUCCACGAGACAGAGACGGUACAUCUACCUGCUGAGACAGUUCAUGUGACCGUCACAGAACAUGCGGUAGUAACAGAGAUCCAACAGGCUACUGUGACAGAGGUUCAACAUGUAGAAGUCCCAGUCGAGCAUUUAGUUACCUCGGUCGUCGAGGUCGAGGUUGAGAAGCCUGUCACAGUGGUUGAGACUGUCCACCAGACCAUCGAACAACCCGUAACACUGAUCCACACUUCAGUCGUCGAAGUUGAGAAGGAGGUCAAAGUUACUGAGACUUCUGUUGUCCACCAAACAAUCGAGCAGCCUGUUACAGUCGUCCAUACAUCAGUGGUUGAGAUCGAGAAGGAGAUCGAGAAGCCUGUCACUGUUGUCGAGACUAUCCACCAGACCAUUGAACAACCCGUGACUCUCAUUCACACUUCGGUUGUUGAGGUCGAGAAGCAGGUCAUGGUUACCGAAACCUCAAUCGUUCACCAGACCAUCGAGCAGCCAGUCACUCUCAUCCACACCGCAGUCGUUGAGGUGGAAGUUGAUAGACCCGUCACAGUUAUCGAAACUUCUGUUCAUGAGGUUGAGAGGCCUGUCACCGUUAUCCACACAUCUGUCGUGGAGAACACUGUCGUGCAUACAUCGGUUGUCGAGGUGCCCGUCACACUGAUCCACACUCAAGUUGUUGAGGUGCCGGUCGAAAAGCCAGUUGAAGUACCUGUAACAGUGGUCCACACUCAAGUUGUCGAGGUUCCUGUCCAAGUCGUUCACACACAAACCGUCGAGCAGCCAGUCGAGGUUCCAGUUGAGGUCAUCCACACAGUUGAAGUCGAAAAGCCCGUUGAGGUUGUUCAUACUGUCGAGGUUGAGAAGCCCGUCCAUGUUACUGUCAUUCAUACAGUUACCGAGCAGGCUCCUGCCCAUCCUGUAGCACCUGCCCCUACACAACAUCCAGUUGUCGAACCACCAGCUGAGCACCCAGUCGCUGAGCCUCCUGCCGAGCACCCGGCUCAACCACCUGCUGAACACCCUGUGGUGGAGGUGCCAGCUACUAUCACGACAGCCAUUACACCAAUGCCACCUACUCAUGAGACUGCCAUUGCCGAGAUGCCAGUUGCUCCCGAGCAUCCUGUCGAAGAACCUGCGGCUCCUGAGCACCCCGUCGUCGAAGAACCCGCCGUUCCUGAGCAUCCUGUCGCUGAGGAGCCUGCGGCACCUGCGGCGCCCGAACACCCUGUUGCCGAAGAGCCAGCUGCGCCCGAACACCCAGUGACUGAAGAGCCAGCGGUACCUGAACAUCCCGUGGCUGAGGAACCUGCAGCGCCCCCCGCCAUGGCUCAGCAUCCUGGUGCUGAAGCACCAACUCACGAAGCACCAGCAGCCGAAGUCCCAGCUGCGGAGCACCCAACAGCACCAGAACAUACCGUCAUGGAAGAGCAUAGCGGUGAGAUGGCUAUCGGCGAGGCGAUGAAGCAUCCUCCAUCGUCCAAGUACUCAGCUGUGCCAGAGUUGGUCGCCGACGCGCCUCCUCACCCUGCAGCUAAUGACAUCCCAGUCCUUCUGCCUUCGGGUGGAGUUUCUGGAAAGAACGCGACAGUCGCACCGACAUAUCCUGGGCGAAGGGCGAUUGUUCGCAGGUGGUAG